Messenger RNA from Pezoporus flaviventris, 6856 nucleotides. It is a transcript of the gene TRADD, whose product is annotated as TNFRSF1A associated via death domain. NCBI's taxonomy places the organism in Eukaryota, Metazoa, Chordata, Aves, Psittaciformes, Psittacidae. The transcript has 5 exons. The record is from RefSeq and is a predicted model, not a curated record. Bases 77 to 991 code for a protein of 304 amino acids. Gene Ontology annotation, molecular function: transmembrane receptor protein tyrosine kinase adaptor activity. Gene Ontology annotation, cellular component: tumor necrosis factor receptor superfamily complex. Gene Ontology annotation, biological process: positive regulation of canonical NF-kappaB signal transduction; extrinsic apoptotic signaling pathway.
CAGCGGGCGGCGCCUCGCAGAGGCGGAAGUGGCGGAGCCGAGGCCGGGCAGCGGCGGUGGCUGGAGGGUGCUGAAGAUGGCAAACAGCUCUGCUCCUUGGAUUGGCUGUGCUUAUCUCUUCCUCCAGUCAACGUGUAAGACCAUCAUUCUGCCAUCUCUCUAUGAGAGCUCCCAGAAGAAACCUAGUGUGUUCAAGGCACUGAAGCUGGCAUUAGCAGACUCCACCGGCAGCAUAAAUGGUGUGGACAUGCUCAAAGUGCACUGCAGCCACCCGCACCUGAUAGUCCAGCUCAAGUUCUGCAAGCAGGAGAACUGCCGCCAGUUCCUGCAGAGCUACCGGGAAGGAGCGCUCCAGGAGUCCCUCCAGAAACACCUCCAGCUCUCCUUAGCCGUAAGUGCAGUGCCUCUUGAAAUGGAGCUGAAGGCUGGCAGUGAGCACCUCGACAGCAUGCUGAAAGAUGAGGAUCGCUGCCUGGAAUGUAUCUACAGAGAAAAGCCAGACCGUCUGCGGGAUGAGGAAAUCACAAAGCUUGAAGAAUGCCUCGAGAGCCUGAUUGUUCACCAGAGCAUCAACAACAGCAUGGCUGUAAAAGACUGCACAUCUCUCAACUCCCCAUCUCUACCUGGCCCUUCUCAAGGCAACUCCCUUUCCCCACAGGUUACCUUCACCUUUCAGGGACAAGAGUUCGACAACAGAAUGCUCACACCAGAUGACCACCAGAAGUUUGCCAAGCUUGUGUCAAAGAAAUGGAAGCAAGUGGGUCGCUCUCUGCAGAAGAACUGCCGGGCCCUGCGUGAUCCUGUCAUUGAUAACCUGGCUCUCGAGUAUGACCGAGAGGGACUGUAUGAACAAGCCUACCAGCUGCUGCUCAGGUUUAGGGAGUCAGAGGGGCAGAAGGCCACAAUAGCACGGCUCAUCGCAGCCCUGGAAGAAAAUGGUCUCAUCAGCUUGGCUGAGGAGCUCCUGGGCCUCCAUUCCAGUGAGGACUGAUUUAGAGCCCAAAGGGUAGUGGCAUUGCUAAGAGCUUUCUUGCUUCAGCUAGUGUAAUGAAACUGCUGCUAGUGUCUGGGAAUGUAAACUCCUGAAAAUCACUGCAGGUUUCCAUGCAGGUGGGGAUGCCCAGGGGAGAGGUUCUGUGCUCACAGAAGCCAGCACAGACCUCUGACAUUCCUUGUUUUAUUCUGUUUCCAGAAGUCAGCGUUACUUACCCAUGAACUGGUGACUUCCUUCAGGGCUGAAAUGUCACAGGGAAGCAGCCAGACAGGUAGAGAGCAUAGGGGAUAGUGGGGGAGAGGGGAAAGCAGGGAAGGCAUCUCAAGAGAAUUUCUCUGGGAAGCAGACAGUGCCAGUGUUUCUCAGGCUGUGUGUCACAGCCAUCACCUGGAGAGCUGCAGUAUAUUUUUAAUACUGAAGGCAUUUAUGCCCUCAGAUGUGACAUCAAGCAAAGGCAAAGGGGAAAUUAAGGAAAAGUCAGUUUUACAUUGUUUUCCUUCUUUGUUCUUCAAACAAGCAACAUCUGUAGCAAAUGCAUUUGUCCUGCACUGCUCUAGUACAGCUGCUUCCCACCUCUCACCACCUGAAAGUGUUCUUUUACCUGGGACAGUCAGAAUCUUCCACAGGGCACAAGAUUGCUGCUGUGGAACAAGUUUCAGGCACUGAACAAGCAAUAUGGACAAACACAAAUUCAGAGAAUGAUUCCCAACUUUUUCUGGACUGUGGUGAACAAUAACAUACUGACUACCUUGGCCUUAGCUCUUUCCCACCAGCCAGAGGGAGCCCUCAUCUGUGAAAAGCAAAACAGUGCUGGAAGGAAAGUAGUCUCCUAGUCAGCAAGUGACCUGUGGUCUGUAGAGUGGAACUGCUGCUCUAAGGGGUGUUGCAGCAUCAAGUACCCUCCUGGCACCAGCUCACAGAGCUAAGCAGUCAUCUCUGACCAGCUGGCUGCUGGUACCUUCCCUCACUUCUUAACCAACUGCCCAUGGCCUCUGGAGGUCACUGGAGAGGAGAGUUCAUGCAGUUGUGUGUCCCAAGUGUUAGGAUCUGCACAGAGCCUUUCUGUGGCAGCGUUGUCACUGUGUGACAAUUGGGGAUCAGCUGCUGUGCCUGGAUUUACCUGAUUUUGAGGGUAAAAAUGGCUUAAAGCACCCAAACACGAGGGCUGACUCAUGCUUUCCGUUCCAGUGGGAGAAGCCAGCUGUCUCCUGGCAUGGUUGGGGGCCUACAAGAAAGCUGGGGAGGGACUUUUUACAAGGGCAUGCAGUGACAGGACAAGGGGGAAUGGCUUUAACCUGACAAAGGGGAGAUUUUGAUUAGACAUUAGUAAGAAGUUCUUCCCUGUGAGGGUGGUGAGACACUGGCACAGGUUGCCCAGAGAAGCUGUGGCUGCCCCAUCUCUGGCAGUGUUUAAGGCCAGGUUGGAUGGGGCUUGGAGCAACCUGCUCUAGUGGAAGGUGUCCCUGCCUGUGGCAGGGGUUGGAACUGGGUGAGCUUUGAGGUUCCUUCCAACCCAAACUAGUCUGUGAUAGGAUGUAUGAUAUGAUACGCAGGCUGCAACAAAGCAGAGUUUACACCUUUGCCCAUAACAUAGCACAGAGCAACAAGUGUCUAACAUGACAUGGGUCCUGUGAAGCACAACAGCAUCUUGAUUACCUUUGACAUAUUCCAAAUGCUUUUGCAGUAUAUUUUUGCUUACCCUUUUCCAUUAAUUCUGUCCCUCCUUGCCCUUCCCAUCCACUGGCAUAGCAGUGGGCCUUGGAAAGUAUUCCAGCGGCAGAGGGUGGCUCUGCCAGCACACACAAAGCCUGCAUGUGUACAUGAAUAUUGGGCUGCUGGCAGUCACGGUAGGACCAGCUUUCAGGCAGUCCAGCCCUGAUGGCCUCGUAAACCACAACUCGCAUCUUAAUCCUGCACUGGAGUCAAAGCUGUAAUUCAGUAAGGAUGAACACAACCUUGGGUUCAGGUGUGGACUCAGAUCUGAGCUCCUGGUGUUGGUGCUGCUCCCUUUGCUUCUGCUGCAAUGCAUCAGCCAGCUGAAAGCCUGGAUGAGCAGGAUUUAGCCAGCUUCUACCCAUCUGGGGUCCACAUGCCUCACAUGAGCUGAGCAUCACAUUCCUCAGUGUAAAUCUGUGGAUAAAAAGCCAGGCUUUGAAUCCCCAAGAUUAUGUACACAGUGUGGAAAGGAAACGGGUAUUAAAAAUGAGGAGGAGGUUUUCAGGGUGAAUCUGAUUCCUUUUUGCCCUUAGCUUCCAAGGAAGCAGGACUUCAUGCAGGCACCAUCUCUACAAAGAUUGUUGCUCUGUGACCUUUUAUUAAGCCAUUCUGUGUGAGUAUUCUUGCAGUCUCUUCUCCCUCAUUGCUGCUCGAUAUCUUACCAUCUCUCUUACAGUGCUUUUCCCAAAAUGAAGCAGAUGUAUGUCUGACAGUUUUGCCUUUAGGACCAGCACAGCAAUGCUGAUCCUAGGUCAGGCUGCUGUGGAACCAUACAUCAAAGCAGUUGCUUUCCUGCCAGAGCCAAACUGGAGCACUCUGAUUGGCAGCAACCCACCUGGCAAACGGUAUUUUUAAAACAAACAAAAAGUAGGCAGAAACUUGAAUAUUACUUUAACAAAAAAUGAUUGUUAAAAAACAAGGACAUAUGCAUAAGCCUGGUGUCUCAUUUGUAAUGAGUAUUUCUAAUUUCUCAGACUACCUAUUCCUGUGCACAACUUUCAUACAGUUAUAAGGCAACCACUGAGUAGUGAGAACUGCUAGCUUUUAUAGCAUCUGUUAGUGCUCAAAAUAAGAAAGGCUUAUUAUUCAGCAUCUACUUAAAGUCCAAAAUCCUUCUUUGCUGCUAUUACUGUAUUACAGAGGACAUGAAUGCUUUUUUUCUUAAUGUAAACCUUAUGUAUUUUUUUGCUCAGCCAGCAAUUGGCAUAUGUGUUCCCUCUUACUCACAGAUUCCCUCUCAAAAGUGCCAUUAAGUGCUGGAGCUCAUGUCAACCUUCCUGGAAUAUCAUCAUCUUUAACAGCAUUCACAGGUGCCUUCAUUGCAGAGACUCGAAGGAAAAGGGUUUUCCAGUGAUAUUCCGUGGUGGAAUUUUCUUGAGCACAUGGUUUGUUUGGGACCAUAGCAGUGGCUGUUUCAUGCUGCCUUUUCCAGAUCAGUCAUCAGCAUCAGAUGCAAUGAAAACUCAAUUCUGGUCUCAGGUGGACUCCUUCCUGCUGAAAGAACAGGGUUGGUUUUUUUUUUUUAUUAUCUGGCACAAACUUAGAUGAGACAAUUUUCCCAGAAGCCUCAGGAUUAAAUAGGUCAAUUGAAUUGUGAAUAUACAAUGUCAUUUGCAUUGAUUUGGCAUUUGGCUGGGGCUUGACCCUGAAUUUACUAGUUUUACCAAGAAGAUUUCACAGUGGUUUUCCACUAGAGUACAAAGACAAGGGAACUUGAUUAAACAGGGAAGCAAGAAGCACUCACAAAGGAAAAAACAUUAGUAGAGAUUGGUUGAAAAAGUUAGAGGUGUGUUUUUGCCUUGGAUAGUAAUGCAAAAAGUGGAACUGAAGAAAGAGCUAUAUGUUAGGGAUACUACCAGGAACUCAGUGCUAUAUGCUAGACGAUGUAGAUAAUAGCUAGAUAAUAAGCACCCCUGGUGACUGCCUGGCUGUCAUGCUGGCGGAAGGGGAGCACACUCUUGCUUUCUUCCUUGACUGUGCAAAGUUAGUUGUGCACGUACUGCACCUACUCAGAUGUGACAUGGAAGUGACACUCCCUUACUUCUGUUAUAUCGAUUAGCUAAUGUCUAGUGUGUGAGAUAAGCCAUGGGCAGUGCUGCUGAUGAUGAAUUUGGCCUGACCCCCUAACAGCACUUUUCUGUGUAAUGAGAUAUGUUGGGGAAAAAAGUAAUAUGUUUUCUGGGGGUGGUGGGGUUCAGAAUCAAAUAUGCAUCAAACCAGCACAAUACUAAACGCAAAUAAAGAUGCAAAUCAGAUGCAUAUAAAAAAAUAAAGCAGACAAAAUAUGAAACAGCAGGAACCAUGCUGAAAUCACUUACAGGAAGGGAUCCAAGAGGGCUUUUCUGUGGUAGAGAUUGUUUUUGUAGUUUAGCAAUGUUUCAGAUUUGAAGGAGGCUUCUUUCAGUCUGCCAGAAGGAAUAAAAGAUCCAUCCAAAGGAGAAUUUGAAUGAUUUGUUUUGGCAUAGUUGAGCUACAGUAUUCAAAGGGAUAGCAACAAACAGGAGAGUGAAAGUUAAAACACAAACACUUUGAGGUGAGGCAUCUGAAACAUGAGUGUACAUGUAUACAGUGAGAGUAUACCAUGAUCCAUGGUUGUCACAAAGGAAAAUAUCAACGCUUUCUGGAGGGUUGAGUCCCUGAAAGGCUGACUUUAACCCUCUUAGGAGCUUGCAAUACACCAUAGAUGAAUUCAUCUGCUGAGUAUUACAGUGCAGCCUCACAGCACAUAAAGAAGGUGCUCUCUUCCAGCAACUUCAGUUUUCCCUUGUCACCACUGCUUAGAUAGAGCAGUUUGUCAGGUGGAAACAGUACUUGACUCAAAAACAAGGAUGGGCUCAUUGUGAUUGAUCAGAAGCACUUCAGUAUCAUGAGCUGGACUUUAAAGGAAUCAUAAAAUUUUCUUCUGGAUUUUCAGAGUAAGUCUAAAAACAAAUGUCAACAACUCACAGGAAUACUUCCCAGAUUUCAAUUUUCAGCUUCAGCCCUACCACUGAAAAGAUGGAUAUUUGGAUUAUCCAUCACCCUUAUAGCACAGGGCUGGAACUAAGAUGACCUUUAAUGUCCCUUCCAGCCCAAACCAUUCUAUGAUUCUGUGAUUUUUUUUAAUGCAAAAUGGGGUGCUAAUGUCACAGCAUGGCAGGUUACAGAGCUUUAUUGAAAAAAAUUAGAGCCUCCAAGUAGAAGUUUCCUGGAGUUCCUUAAUUGGGAAGUCUCAGAACUGUAUUCAGUUCAAAAUCUGGGGGAUGUUGGGGCAGAACACAGAAUAUACUUUGUCAAGAUAUGGAAAACAUAAGGCAAAAAAAAAAGUGCAUAGGCUUAGGGCUGAGGGAAGCUGCUUGCCCAGAGAAGGCCAAGGUGCUUGGUACAGGCACUGCUCCAGACAAAUGUAUUUUCCCAGUGUGAGGAAAUUGUGGGGUUUUUCCUUACCUGUUAAUUUUGGCAUUCAUUUCAAAAUCCAGUUCAGCACUGAGAAGCUGUCUUGCUGCCUGGGUCACCAUAUUGCCUUCCCUCUAAGGUACCUUAGAAACAUGUCUGAGUCACACCCUGGCAGCUGUCCACAGACUCUGAAACCGUGAGUGAGCAUGCACAGCGACAAGAAGCCUCAGAUUCACUUAAACUCCUGGUUUGGUUUAACUGAAAAUGCUGGUAUAGCCUAGUAUUGUACACAUCUAACCAAAGAGACACUAGGAUAGGAGUCAAGAGGGUUUCUUCAGUCUAACCCACAUAAUGGUGUGUGUAAGUAAAAUUGGUGAGAUAUGCUUGUCCAAUGUAAAUCAGUGUCUGGCCAUUUGUCUUUUGUACAGAGGUGGGCUCAAACAGUGAGACAGUUUAAGGCCUCAAAAAUUUUCUUCUCUGGUUUGAAUUUUAAAGCCACUGGAGGGAUUUGGCAAUACAUCUCUAACUGAAAUCUGUAGGAGGUGUGUGGUUAAGUCCCUCACUCAUCAGUGGAAAAAUCCCUUGUUGACUUUCUCAUUCCAAAUUUCUGUAAUAUUCAGCAUCAGAUGUGUAUCAGCCAUCUACAGCUAUGGACUGCAGUGCCAUGGAUACUCAGACCUAGGACAUUCAACCUCCAACAAAUUGUCUUUCAUAGUAAAAAUUACUUUGGUAUAUUUUUUCCUCUAUACUUUUGUAUAAAUAAAUUUUUUU